This is a messenger RNA of Exaiptasia diaphana, 946 nucleotides long. Its product is annotated as cadherin-like and PC-esterase domain-containing protein 1. The record is from RefSeq and is a predicted model, not a curated record. The coding region runs from base 19 to 753 and encodes 244 amino acids. Lineage: Eukaryota; Metazoa; Cnidaria; Anthozoa; Actiniaria; Aiptasiidae. The transcript has 7 exons.
CACAGACGACUGACGGCAAUGGAGGCAAAAACUUGUUUAGUUAAGAAAAAGAUUUUAUUCGUCGGUGACUCAACGAAUCGAGGCAUGAUGUAUUAUCUUAUGCAGAAGAUAAACGGUUCUUUACAUCAGUGGGAAAAGACACAUUCMAUGAAGGUUUACAGCAGCGCGUUGAAUGACGAUCAAACGUCGGUCAGCUUUGCUUAUUUUCCGCAAUUUUGGUUGCCUUCUUACAGAAAGCCAGACUUCUUAAAAGCUCURCAUCAUCUUAUGGCAAAAUUCAUGCCGUUAUAUAACAGUACCGAUACCAUUCUUGUAGUGGGUGGAGUACAGUGGUUAAGGCCUAGCCACGUGACAGCUAUCAAAUCAACUCUCAUCAGUCUUGGACUAAGUGGAAUUAAAGUAAUUAUCAAGACCCUUGGCUCUGGAUUUCACCUGCCUGUUCCUGGUGUUGUUGAACUGGAUUCAGAAGGACAGAUGAAAGUCUCGCGCAGGAACGAGUUACUCAUAAAGACUUCUGUAGCUGCGGGUUUUGAGGUGAUUGACACUCACACUAUGACMAUUACCAGGUACAAGGAAUUCUUGACAGGAAAGUGUGGAUGCCAUUUYCAUAAAGUAGUUGAUCUGAAAUCACACUCAAAGGAAGUGGUCGAUAUCUUACGAGAUGAACAAAAGAAUGGGCACCCCAGAUAUCACGUGUUGGGAUCUAUAAAUAGCGCUUAUUCAGAUAUCAUGAUCAGUAGGAUGUGCAGCUGAUAUACCCACAUCGAGCAUGCGCCAUUCAUCUAUUCCAGCCAUGUCGCGCAAGUUUUGAAAUGUGUGGUSUCUAUGUUAGGAUUCAGCCACGACACUUACAGCAGAGUUAUCAACUCUGACUUAAAGUGCUAAUGCAACGAAAUUUUUCGCCUAAUUGUUUUCAAGAAUAAUAAAAUUCAUGAUUUUCUGGUUA